AAUUCUGUUGUAUGAGUACAAACUUAUUGUUAAUCGUGUCUUUAAUUAAACGCUAGAAAUUCGAAUUGUUGUAUAAUUAAAACUAGAAGACUGGAUAUGAAGUAUGAUCACAAUUUCAUCGACGAAAAACAAAUACUAAAAAUUGGAAAAAGUCGGCAUGAACGAAAACAACGACGGAUUCGAUAUUGCGCCGGUAACAGAUUAAACAUUAAUCCGGUCGUCAACACGCUUAACAAGCUGUACAUGCGUCGAUUGUUUAUACACGGGGAAGCACGGAGCUCCGGAAAUCACCGAGGCACCGCGGUCGGAUCGAUCGGGAUCGUUUCAAGAUAGGAACGUGUACGUAUGUAACAACAUCGGUUGUUGGUAGUACAUUGGUCCCAGGAGAUAAUGAAAUGCACGAGGCGACGAAACGAGCUGCCGCGCCUGUACGCGCGUGUGCGUGACGCUUGUUCCUCGUUCUUACGUUUAUAUAAUGCCCGGACCCGGGAAAGUAAGACCAUUGAAUCCGUCGACUGUCAAACAGGCGCGCGCGUUCCACAAAGCAUCGUCGAACAUCAUGGGACUCCGUGCUCAUCCUGUGCUCCUCGUCGCCCUCGCGGCCACCCUUCUGCUUCACUCCACUGAGUACACAACCGCGAAUAGCAUUUGUCCUCAGGAGAAUUGUCUCGACUCGACGAAAUGCGACGAUUUGCUGGUCGGUGGAACGUGCCCGCAAUCGAGCGACACGUGUUGCAGCGUUGUGAAAACGGAGCACAGGACCCAUUGCCGGCAUUACGGUGGGGAAUGUAUGGACUCCUGCGCUCAAUUAUUGCAGCAAACGGUCGUCGAUUGUCCGACCAACCAAGUCUGCUGCACGCUGGUUUAUUGAGAAACGAGAGGAAAACCUGUCUACUAUCUGAAUUCUAGCGUUAAUGUAAGCGAUUAGUUUCGACGCCAGCUGCGACUCGUCGCAUCUGUCGGUAGGAAAGCAGCUUAAUUGGUUUUACAAUUGCAACGGCGUGACUCGGCGAGGAAAAAAUCGCGUGAGCUACGCGAUAAUCGCGUGCAGCGGAUGUGGGACUCGUGACAACCGGUGCAAACGUGAAAACGCGUUUCGAACAAUGGAUACAUAUAAUUCUAACGCAGAUGCAAAAGUAAUAUUUUUCAAAUGUAGACUGUAUAAAGUGUAAAACUAUUUAUAAUAAAACGUGCACGUUUUGUAGAUGAUCCGCAUAUUGCA
This is a messenger RNA of Ceratina calcarata, 1222 nucleotides long. RefSeq lists its product as uncharacterized. Bases 476 to 871 code for a protein of 131 amino acids. The transcript is spliced from 3 exons. The record is from RefSeq and is a predicted model, not a curated record. Lineage: Eukaryota; Metazoa; Arthropoda; Insecta; Hymenoptera; Apidae.